Messenger RNA from Conger conger (European conger), 20892 nucleotides. It is a transcript of the gene ahnak, whose product is annotated as AHNAK nucleoprotein. The transcript is spliced from 6 exons. Gene Ontology annotation, molecular function: protein binding. Gene Ontology annotation, biological process: regulation of RNA splicing. Bases 307 to 19275 code for a protein of 6322 amino acids. The record is from RefSeq and is a predicted model, not a curated record. Gene Ontology annotation, cellular component: cytoplasm; nucleus; costamere. NCBI's taxonomy places the organism in Eukaryota, Metazoa, Chordata, Actinopteri, Anguilliformes, Congridae.
UUAAAAAGAAACUUUUGAACGAAAAAGUAGAAAGCAAGAGAAACGUAUUCUUAAUUUUACGCAUUGUUUUGCGUGGCAAGGCUCAACACCAGGAGGAGCACGAAGGGGCGAAAGAUGCGCAUGCAGAUGUGCUGAAACUUUUGACUGCAAGGAUUGCCUAUAGAUACAUAGGGCAUAAAGGAGAAGGAGGAGGGAAGGAGCAAGAGAAGAGGAGCCCCAGGCAGUGUUUGAGCAACUAGGAGUGCAAAGACGUGAUCCGAGGCUGGUACACAUCACACCAAGAGACAAGAAAACAAACAUUUGAGAAUGGCAGAGGAAGAGGAAACGAGAGAAGUCCUCUUCCCACAAUGGAUGGGUGCAGACAAACAUGGCCUUACCAUUGAACAGUCUGGUGAGGGUGACAUUUUUGUCAAGGAGGUGAAAACCGAGUCCCCAGCUGCUCGCACAGGGAGAGUCCAUGAAGGUGACCAGAUUGUGGGUGCCACCAUCUACUUUGACAAUAUGAGCUCAGAUGAAACAGCAGAGCUUCUCAAGACUCUCAAUCGCCACAAAGUUGGACUCAAACUACAGAACCGAGGAGAUAAAUCACCUUGCCGCUCCCCUGUAGGCACCCUUACUUUGGAGAGUAGGAGCCGAUUUGGGAGCUCCAGUCCCGAAAUUAUACUGAGUGGAGAUGAUGAAGACUAUAGGAGAAUCUACACCAAGAAAAUCAAGCCCAGGCUGAAGUCUGAGGACCUGGCUGAGGGAGUGGAUGUGCGCACAGAACGUCACAGCAGCACUAGCAGUGAUGGAAGCACCAUCACCACCAUCACCCGUCGUAUAACCACCUACACUGUGGACGUGCCAGGGGACUCUAGCCAGCAAAUUGACCUCUCCAGCCCAGAAUUCAAGAUUAAGGUCCCACGCCAUGAGCUGUCAGGGGAAACAGAUACUGGUUAUACUUCAAUCAGAGGGCCACACACCAUCUACGGAGGUACAAGAGGAACCGCAGAAGGUGCCCAUGAAGUAGAGGACAUCACAUUCACAGCACCACAAGUCUCUGGUUCCUCUGAGAAGCACUGGAGCACGAAGACAACUACUAUUAGUAGAGAGGUAGAGGGAGAUGGCAAAGAGCUGAGAUUCAAAGUUCCUGGCUUUGGCAUUUCAAGUGAUAAGUUACAGAAGGAGAUCAACAUCUCUGGAGGGACCCAUCAAGAUGAGACCAGUAUUCGCGGUCCAGGUACCAAUGUGACAGUCAGAGAGACUGUCCGACUCAGUGGAAGUAGGACCACAGCUGGUGAUGUGGAAAUGACAUCACCUGAAUUAAAAAAGGGAUCAGUAAGUGUUUCUUUAUCUGGAAGAUCUAAAGACCUGCGAUCCGUUGACAUGGGUAAAGGUAGCAGUAGAGUAUCUGGCAUGAGCAUCAGCAGCAGCUCAGAGGCUAAGAUAAGUGGCAAAGGCCCAGGUGUGGACUUUAAAGACCAUACUGGUGAUGUAAAAAUGUCAAUGGUUUCAGUGGAGCAUGACAUGAAAGGAGCACCAUCUGGGAGUUUCAGUAUCUCUGGGCCUGAGGGAACUGUCCCAACACACAGGAUCUCAGACAUGGACAUCAAAUUAAAAGGACACAGCUUCAAAGGAGACCUUUCAUCUUCCACUAUGUCAACAGAAAUUACAGCUCCCAAUGUGGACAUUAAUGCUGGUCUUUCUGAAGCUUCAGACAUGCCAGGCAAAUUUAAGGCAGACAUUUGCAAAACAAGAUUUAACAUUGAAGCACCAAAAAUAAAAGGAGAUGCUAAUGCAUAUGUGAAAGGACUAAAGAUUGAAACAACAGAUAUCUCAUUAUCUGGUUCUGCCUCCAGAGGACAAAACAUUGAAGGUCCCAAUAUUGACAUCAAUGUCAAAAAACCAUUGAUAUCAGCAGGAGUUACUUCUCCUGGCACAGAUAUAGGUCGUGCUCUAGAUGGUGAUAUCAAAGGAACCAAAAUGCCUUCUAUUAGACUUAAAGGAGAGAGUACUGACAUUAAAAUGAGGGCACCAGAAAUUGGAGACAUCAGUGUCCAGAAUGUAGACAUGAGCAUUCCAGGCAUCAAAGGUCCAAAGGUUGACAUCAAAGGACCAAAAUUAAAAGGUGAUACUGCAACUUCAAAGAAAGAAGGUGUAACUCGGAGCAUUCAAAUUGCAGCACCAGAUAUAAAAACCAAAGAACCAGAUGGAGGAAUAAAAAUCCCCAGUAUCAAAGGUAAAGGGCCCAGUAUUAAAGGACCAAAAAUUGCUAUGACAAUGCCUGAUACUGGAAAACCGGGCAUAAAAAUUGAAGGAGACAUUAAAGCCCCAAAAGCAGACAGCAAAACAUUAGAUGAAGUAGGCACAGGCAUAGAAAUCUCUGAGUUCAAGAUCCCCAAAAUGAAAAUACCCUCAUUUGCAGUAAAAGGACAAGGGACAGAGGGCUGUGAUGUUCAAGGGGACAUGGCUUUCAAAGGCCCAAAAGUGAAUGUUGACCUGUCUGGGCCAAAGACAGAAGGUGAGAUCAAAGUUCAAAACAUUGAUAUUGAAGGACCGAAUGUGGCCAUUGGAGGUACUGGAGGUGGAUUCAGGAAGCCCAAAAUCCAAAUGCCGACAUUUGAAAUUAAAGGUCCUAAAGUUGAGGGUCCUGAUUUUGAUGUUAAUCUGCCAAAAGGUGACAUUGAUAUCAAAGGGCCAAAGCUUGAUAUCAAGGCACCAGACGUUGAUAUCGAGGGUCCAGAAAUGGACAUUGGAGGUCAGGAAGGUGGAUUUCAUAUUCCAAAAUUCAAACUGCCUAAGUUUGGUAUCAAAGGGCCAUAUAUUGAAAGUCCUGAUGUUGAUAUGAACCUGCCUAAAACAGAAAUUGAUGUCAAAGCACCAAAGAUUGAUAUUGAAGGACCUGAUGGUAAAAUCAAAGGACCAAAAUUCAACAUGCCAUCCAUAUCUGGACCCAAAAUCUCAAUGCCUGAUGUGGAUUUCAAUCUUGAAGGUCGAAAACUGAAAGGAGAUGUUGAUGUGUCAAUGCCAAAGGUUGAAGGUGAAAUCAAAAUCCCAAAAGUUGAUAUUGAAGGUCCAGGUUUAGAGAUUGAAGGUACUGAAGGCGGAUUCAAGAUGCCCAAAAUCAAAAUGCCAUCAUUUGGAUCGAGAGGUCCCAAAGUUCAGGGUCCUGAGGUUGACGUUAACCUGCCCAAAGCUGGGUUUGAUGUCAAAGGUCCAAAGGUUGAUAUUGAAGGGCCAGAAGUUGACAUUGAAGGGCCUGAUGGUAAAAUCAAAGGACCAAAAUUCAACAUGCCAUCCAUAUCUGGACCCAGAAUUUCAAUGCCUGAUGUGGAUUUCAAUCUUGAAGGUCGAAAACUGAAAGGAGAUGUUGAUGUAUCAAUGCCAAAGGUUGAAGGUGAAAUCAAAGUCCCAAAAAUUGAUAUUGAAGGUCCAGGUUUAGAGAUUGAAGGUACUGAAGGUGGGAUUAAAAUGCCGAAAAUCAAAAUGCCAUCAUUUGGAAUGAAAGGUCCCAAAGUUCAGGGUCCUGAGGUUGAUGUUAACCUGCCAAAAGCUGGGUUUGAUGUCAAAGGUCCAAAGGUUGAUAUUGAAGGACCAGAAGUUGACAUAGAAGGACCAGGUGGUAAAAUCAAAGGACCAAAAUUCAAGAUGCCAUCCAUAUCUGGACCCAACAUUUCAAUGCCUGAUGUAGAUUUCAAUCUUGAAGGUCGAAAACUGAAAGGAGAUGUUGAUGUGUCCAUGCCAAAGAUUGAAGGUGGAAUCAAAGGUCCAAAAGUUGAUAUUGAAGGUCCAGAUUUAGAGAUUGAAGGGACUGAAGGUGGAUUCAAGAUGCCCAAAAUCAAAAUUCCAUCAUUUGGAAUGAAAGGUCCCAAAGUUCAGGGUCCUGAGGUUGAUGUUAACCUGCCAAAAGCUGGGUUUGAUGUCAAAGGUCCAAAGGUUGAUAUUGAAGGACCAGAAGUUGACAUAGAAGGACCUGAUGGUAAAAUCAGAGGACCAAAAUUCAAGAUGCCAUCCAUAUCUGGACCCAGAAUUUCAAUGCCUGAUGUGGAUUUCAAUCUUGAAGGUCGAAAACUGAAAGGAGAUGUUGAUGUGUCCAUGCCAAAGGUUGAAGGUGAAAUCAAAGGUCCAAAAGUUGAUAUUGAAGGUCCAGAUUUAGAGAUUGAAGGUCCUGAAGGUGGAUUCAAGAUGCCCAAAAUCAAAAUGCCAUCAUUUGGAAUGAAAGGUCCCAAAGUUCAGGGUCCUGAGGUUGAUGUUAACUUGCCCAAAGCUGGGUUUGAUGUCAAAGGUCCAAAGGUUGACAUUGAAGGACCAGAAGUUGACAUAGAAGGACCUGAUGGUAAAAUCAGAGGACCAAAAUUCAAGAUGCCAUCCAUAUCUGGACCCAACAUUUCAAUGCCUGAUGUAGAUUUCAAUCUUGAAGGUCGAAAACUGAAAGGAGAUGUUGAUGUGUCCAUGCCAAAGGUUGAAGGUGGAAUCAAAGGUCCAAAAGUUGAUAUUGAAGGUCCAGAUUUAGAGAUUGAAGGGACUGAAGGUGGAUUCAAGAUGCCCAAAAUCAAAAUUCCAUCAUUUGGAAUGAAAGGUCCCAAAGUUCAGGGUCCUGAGGUUGAUGUUAACCUGCCAAAAGCUGGGUUUGAUGUCAAAGGUCCAAAGGUUGAUAUUGAAGGACCAGAAGUUGACAUAGAAGGACCUGAUGGUAAAAUCAGAGGACCAAAAUUCAAGAUGCCAUCCAUAUCUGGACCCAGAAUUUCAAUGCCUGAUGUGGAUUUCAAUCUUGAAGGUCGAAAACUGAAAGGAGAUGUUGAUGUGUCCAUGCCAAAGGUUGAAGGUGAAAUCAAAGGUCCAAAAGUUGAUAUUGAAGGUCCAGAUUUAGAGAUUGAAGGUACUGAAGGUGGAUUCAAGAUGCCCAAAAUCAAAAUGCCAUCAUUUGGAAUGAAAGGUCCCAAAGUUCAGGGUCCUGAGGUUGAUGUUAACCUGCCCAAAGCUGGGUUUGAUGUCAAAGGUCCAAAGGUUGAUAUUGAAGGACCAGAAGUUGACAUAGAAGGGCCUGAUGGUAAAAUCAGAGGACCAAAAUUCAAGAUACCAUCCAUAUCUGGACCCAAAAUCUCAAUGCCUGAUAUGGAUUUCAAUCUUGAAGGUCGAAAACUGAAAGGAGAUGUUGAUGUGUCCAUGCCAAAGGUUGAAGGUGAAAUCAAAGGUCCAAAAGUUGAUAUUGAAGGUCCAGAUUUAGAGAUCGAAGGUACUGAAGGUGGAUUCAAGAUGCCCAAAAUCAAAAUGCCAUCAUUUGGAAUGAAAGGUCCCAAAGUUCAGGGUCCUGAGGUUGAUGUUAACUUGCCCAAAGCUGGGUUUGAUGUCAAAGGUCCAAAGGUUGAUAUUCAAGGACCAGAAGUUGACAUAGAAGGACCUGAUGGUAAAAUCAGAGGACCAAAAUUCAAGAUACCAUCCAUAUCUGGACCCAAAAUCUCAAUGCCUGAUAUGGAUUUCAAUCUUGAAGGUCGAAAACUGAAAGGAGAUGUUGAUGUAUCAAUGCCAAAGGUUGAAGGUGAAAUCAAAGGUCCAAAAGUUGAUAUUGAAGGUCCAGAUUUAGAGAUUGAAGGUACUGAAAGUGGAUUCAAGAUGCCAAAAUUCAAAAUGCCAUCAUUUGGAAUGAAAGGUCCCAAGGUUCAGGGUCCUGAGGUUGAUGUUAACCUGCCAAAAGCUGGGUUUGAUGUCAAAGGUCCAAAGGUUGAUAUUCAAGGGCCAGAAGUUGACAUUGAAGGGCCUGAUGGUAAAAUCAAAGGACCAAAAUUCAAGAUGCCAUCCAUAUCUGGACCCAAAAUCUCAAUGCCUGAUGUGGAUUUCAAUCUUGAAGGUCGAAAACUGAAAGGAGAUGUUGAUGUGUCCAUGCCAAAGGUUGAAGGUGAAAUCAAAGGUCCAAAAGUUGAUAUUGAAGGUCCAGAUUUAGAGAUCGAAGGUACUGAAGGUGGAUUCAAGAUGCCCAAAAUCAAAAUGCCAUCAUUUGGAAUGAAAGGUCCCAAAGUUCAGGGUCCUGAGGUUGAUGUUAACCUGCCAAAAGCUGGGUUUGAUGUCAAAGGUCCAAAGGUUGAUAUUCAAGGGCCAGAAGUUGACAUUGAAGGGCCUGAUGGUAAAAUCAAAGGACCAAAAUUCAAGAUGCCAUCCAUAUCUGGACCCAAAAUCUCAAUGCCUGAUGUGGAUUUCAAUCUUGAAGGUCGAAAACUGAAAGGAGAUGUUGAUGUGUCCAUGCCAAAGGUUGAAGGUGAAAUCAAAGGUCCAAAAGUUGAUAUUGAAGGUCCAGAUUUAGAGAUCGAAGGUACUGAAGGUGGAUUCAAGAUGCCCAAAAUCAAAAUGCCAUCAUUUGGAAUGAAAGGUCCCAAAGUUCAGGGUCCUGAGGUUGAUGUUAACCUGCCAAAAGCUGGGUUUGAUGUCAAAGGUCCAAAGGUUGAUAUUCAAGGACCAGAAGUUGACAUUGAAGGGCCUGAUGGUAAAAUCAAAGGACCAAAAUUCAAGAUGCCAUCCAUAUCUGGACCCAAAAUCUCAAUGCCUGAUGUGGAUUUCAAUCUUGAAGGUCGAAAACUGAAAGGAGAUGUUGAUGUGUCCAUGCCAAAGGUUGAAGGUGAAAUCAAAGGUCCAAAGGUUGAUAUUGAAGGUCCAGAUUUAGAGAUUGAAGGUACUGAAGGUGGAUUCAAGAUGCCCAAAAUCAAAAUGCCAUCAUUUGGAAUGAAAGGUCCCAAAGUUCAGGGUCCUGAGGUUGAUGUUAACCUGCCAAAAGCUGGGUUUGAUGUCAAAGGUCCAAAGGUUGAUAUUGAAGGACCAGAAGUUGACAUUGAAGGGCCUGAUGGUAAAAUCAAAGGACCAAAAUUCAAGAUGCCAUCCAUAUCUGGACCCAAAAUCUCAAUGCCUGAUGUGGAUUUCAAUCUUGAAGGUCGAAAACUGAAAGGAGAUGUUGAUGUGUCCAUGCCAAAGGUUGAAGGUGGAAUCAAAGGUCCAAAAGUUGAUAUUGAAGGUCCAGAUUUAGAGAUUGAAGGGACUGAAGGUGGAUUCAAGAUGCCCAAAAUCAAAAUGCCAUCAUUUGGAAUGAAAGGUCCCAAAGUUCAGGGUCCUGAGGUUGAUGUUAACCUGCCAAAAGCUGGGUUUGAUGUCAAAGGUCCAAAGGUUGAUAUUGAAGGACCAGAAGUUGACAUUGAAGGGCCUGAUGGUAAAAUCAAAGGACCAAAAUUCAAGAUGCCAUCCAUAUCUGGACCCAAAAUCUCAAUGCCUGAUGUGGAUUUCAAUCUUGAAGGUCGAAAACUGAAAGGAGAUGUUGAUGUGUCCAUGCCAAAGGUUGAAGGUGAAAUCAAAGGUCCAAAAGUUGAUAUUGAAGGUCCAGAUUUAGAGAUUGAAGGUACUGAAGGUGGAUUCAAGAUGCCCAAAUUCAAAAUGCCAUCAUUUGGAAUGAAAGGUCCCAAAGUUCAGGGUCCUGAGGUUGAUGUUAACCUGCCAAAAGCUGGGUUUGAUGUCAAAGGUCCAAAGGUUGAUAUUCAAGGACCAGAAGUUGACAUUGAAGGGCCUGAUGGUAAAAUCAAAGGACCAAAAUUCAAGAUGCCAUCCAUAUCUGGACCCAAAAUCUCAAUGCCUGAUGUGGAUUUCAAUCUUGAAGGUCGAAAACUGAAAGGAGAUGUUGAUGUGUCCAUGCCAAAGGUUGAAGGUGAAAUCAAAGGUCCAAAAGUUGAUAUUGAAGGUCCAGAUUUAGAGAUUGAAGGUACUGAAGGUGGAUUCAAGAUGCCAAAAUUCAAAAUGCCAUCAUUUGGAAUGAAAGGUCCCAAAGUUCAGGGUCCUGAGGUUGAUGUUAACCUGCCCAAAGCUGGGUUUGAUGUCAAAGGUCCGAAGGUUGAUAUUGAAGGACCAGAAGUUGACAUUGAAGGGCCUGAUGGUAAAAUCAGAGGACCAAAAUUCAAGAUGCCAUCUAUAUCUGGACCUAAAAUCUCAAUGCCUGAUUUGGAUUUCAAUCUUGAAGGUCGAAAACUGAAAGGAGAUGUUGAUGUGUCCAUGCCAAAGGUUGAAGGUGAAAUCAAAGGUCCAAAAGUUGAUAUUGAAGGUCCAGAUUUAGAGAUUGAAGGUACUGAAGGUGGAUUCAAGAUGCCAAAAUUCAAAAUGCCAUCAUUUGGAAUGAAAGGUCCCAAAGUUCAGGGUCCUGAGGUUGAUGUUAACCUGCCCAAAGCUGGGUUUGAUGUCAAAGGUCCAAAGGUUGAUAUUGAAGGACCAGAAGUUGACAUUGAAGGGCCUGAUGGUAAAAUCAAAGGACCAAAAUUCAAGAUGCCAUCUAUAUCUGUACCCAAAAUCUCAAUGCCUGAUGUGGAUUUCAAUCUUGAAGGUCGAAAACUGAAAGGAGAUAUGGAUGUGCAAGUGCCAAAGAUUGAAGGUGAAAUCAAAGCUCCGGAAGUUGAUAUAGAAGGUCCAGAAAUGGAUAUUGGAGGUCACGAAGGUGGAUUUCAUAUGCCAAAAUUCAAACUUCCUAAGUUUGGUUUCAAAGGGCCAACGAUUGAAGGUCCUGAUGUUGAUAUGAACCUGCCUAAAACUGAGAUUGAUGUCAAAGCACCAAAGAUUGAUAUUGAAGGACCAGAAAUUGACAUUGAAGGACCGGAUGGGAAAAUCAGGGGACCAAAAUUCAAGAUGCCAUCAAUAACAAGUCCUAAAUUGACAAUGCCUGACUUUAAUCUUAAAGGUCCAAAACUGAAAGGAGAUAUGGAUGUGUCAAUGCCAAAAGUUGAAGGUGAAAUCAAAGGUCCAAAAGUUGAUAUUGAAGGUCCAGAUUUAGAGAUUGAAGGUCCUGAAGGUGGAUUCAAGAUGCCCAAAAUCAAAAUGCCAUCAUUUGGAAUGAAAGGUCCCAAAGUACAGGGUCCUGAGGUUGAUGUUAACCUGCCCAAAGCUGGGUUUGAUGUCAAAGGUCCAAAGGUUGAUAUUGAAGGACCAGAAGUUGACAUUGAAGGGCCUGACGUUGACAUUGUAGGGCCUGAUGGUAAAAUCAAAGGACCAAAAUUCAAGAUGCCAUCCAUAUCUGUCCCAAAAAUCUCAAUGCCUGAUGUGGAUUUCAAUCUUGAAGGUCGAAAACUGAAAGGAGAUAUGGAUGUGCAAGUGCCAAAGAUUGAAGGUGAAAUCAAAGCUCCAGAAGUUGAUAUUGAAGGUCCAGAAAUGGACAUUGGAGGUCACGAAGGUGGAUUUCAUAUGCCAAAAUUCAAACUGCCUAAGUUUGGUAUCAAAGGGCCAACAAUUGAAGGCCCUGAUGUUGAUAUGAACCUGCCUAAAACUGAGAUUGAUGUCAAAGCACCAAAGAUUGAUAUUGAAGGACCAGAAGUUGACAUUGAAGGACCUGAUGGUAAAAUCAAGGGACCAAAGUUCAAGAUGCCAUCCAUAACAAGUCCUAAAUUGACAAUGCCUGAUUUUAAUCUUAAAGGUCCAAAACUGAAAGGAGAUAUGGAUGUGUCAGUGCCAAAGGUUGAAGGUGAAAUCAAAGUUCCCAAGGUUGAUAUUGAAGGUCCAGAUUUAGAGAUUGAAAGUCCUGGAGGUGGAUUCAAGAUGCCAAAAAUCAAAAUGCCAUCAUUUGGAUUGAAAGGUCCCAAAGUUCAGGGUCCUGAGGUUGAUGUUAACCUGCCCAAAGCUGGGUUUGAUGUCAAAGGUCCAAAGGUUGAUAUUGAAGGACCAGAAGUUGACAUUGAAGGACCUGAUGGUAAAAUAAAAGGACCAAAAUUCAAGAUGCCGUCCAUGCCAAGUCCCAAAUUGACAAUGCCUGACGUGGACUUCAACCUGAGGGGGCCGAAAUUGAAAGGAGAUGUGGAUCUGUCAGUGCCAAAGGUUGAAGGUAAAAUCAAAGCUCCAGAAGUUGAUAUUGAAGGUCCAGAUUUAGAGAUUGAAAGUCCUGGAGGUGGAUUCAAGAUGCCCAAAAUCAAAAUGCCAUCAUUUGGAUUGAAAGGUCCCAAAGUUCAGGGUCCUGACGUUGAUGUUAACCUGCCCAAAGCUGGGUUUGAUUUCAAAGGUCCAAAGCUUGAUAUUGAAGGACCAGAAGUUGACAUUGAAGGGCCUGAUGGUAAAAUCAAAGGACCAAAAUUCAAGAUGCCAUCCAUAUCUGGACCCAAAAUCUCAAUGCCUGACGUGGAUUUCAAUCUUAAAAGUCCAAAACUGAAAGGAGAUAUGGAUGUGUCAAUGCCAAAGGUUGAAGGUGAAAUCAAAGGUCCAAAAGUUGAUAUUGAAGGUCCAGAUUUAGAUAUUGAAGGUCCUGAAGGUGGAUUUCACAUGCCAAAAUUCAAGUUGCCUAAGUUUGGUAUCAAAGUGCCCAAGAUUGACGGUCCUGAUGUUGAUAUUAAUCUUCCUGAAGCUGAUAUUGAUCUCAAAGUACCAAAGGUUGAUAUUGAAGGUCCAGAAGUUGACAUCGAAGGACCCGGUGGUAAAAUCAAAGGACCAAAAUUCAAGAUGCCGUCCAUGCCAAGUCCCAAAUUGGCAAUGCCUGAUGUGGACUUCAACCUGAAGGGGCCAAAAGUGAAAGGAGAUGUGGAUGUGUCAAUGCCAAAGGUUGAAGGUGAAAUCAAAGCUCCUAAAGUUGAUAUCGAAGGUCCAGAUUUAGAUAUUGAAGGUCCUGAAGGUGGAUUUCACAUGCCAAAAUUCAAGUUGCCUAAGUUUGGUAUCAAAGUGCCCAAGAUUGAAGGUCCUGAUGUUGAUAUUAAUCUUCCUGAAGCUGACAUUGAUGUCAAAGCACCAAAGGUUGAUAUUGAAGGUCCAGAAGUUGACAUUGAAGGACCCAGUGGUAAAAUCAAAGGACCAAAAUUCAAGAUGCCAUCUAUAUCUGGACCCAAAAUCUCAAUGCCUGAUGUGGAUUUCAAUCUUAAAAGUCCAAAACUGAAAGGAGAUAUGGAUGUGUCAAUGCCAAAGGUUGAAGGUGAAAUCAAAGCUCCAAAAGUUGAUAUUGAAGGUCCAGAUUUAGAUAUUGAAGGUCCUGAAGGUGGAUUUCACAUGCCAAAAUUCAAAAUGCCAUCAUUUGGAAUGAAAGGUCCCAAAGUUCAGGGUCCUGAGGUUGAUGUUAACCUGCCCAAAGCUGGGUUUGAUGUCAAAGGUCCGAAGGUUGAUAUUGAAGGGCCAGAAGUUGACAUAGAAGGGCCUGAUGGUAAAAUCAAAGGACCAAAAUUCAAGAUGCCGUCCAUGCCAAGUCCCAAAUUGGCAAUGCCUGAUGUGGACUUCAACCUGAAGGGGCCAAAAGUGAAAGGAGAUGUGGAUGUGUCAAUGCCAAAGGUUGAAGGUGAAAUCAAAGCUCCUAAAGUUGAUAUCGAAGGUCCAGAUUUAGAUAUUGAAGGUCCUGAAGGUGGAUUUCACAUGCCAAAAUUCAAGUUGCCUAAGUUUGGUAUCAAAGUGCCAAAGAUUGAAAGUCCUGAUGUUGAUAUUAAUCUUCCUAAAGCUGAUGUUGGUGUCAAAGUACCAAAGGUUGAUAUUGAAGGGCCAGAAGUUGACAUUGAAGGACCCAGUGGUAAAAUUAAAGGACCAAAAAUAAAGAUGCCAUCCAUACCAAGUCCUAAAUUGACAAUGCCUGAUGUGGACUUCAACCUGAAGGGGCCAAAAUUGAAAGGAGAUGUGGAUGUGUCAAUGCCAAAGGUCCAAGGUGAAAUCAAAGCUCCAAAAGUUGAUAUUGAAGGUCCAGAUGUUAACAUUGAAGGUUCAGAAGGUGGAUUCAAGAUGCCUAAAUUUAGAAUGCCCAAAUUUGGAUUUAAGGGUCCAAAAGUGGAGGGCCCUGAUGUUGACCUAAAUCUCCCUAAAGCUGACAUUAAUAUCAAAGGACCACAGGUUGAUAUUCCUAGUCCUGAAAUGAAUAUUGAAGGACCUGAAGGGAAAAUCAAAGGACCAAGGUUCAAGUUGCCAUCCUUAUCCAGUCCAAAAAUCAGUAUGCCUGAUGUUGAUCUCAACGUGAAAGGACCAAAGAUCAAGGGCGAUGUGGACAUGUCAGGACCAAAGUUUGAAGGUGAUGUCAAAGGGCCGAAAGUUGACAUUCAUGAGCCUGAUGUCGAUGUAAAGGGCCCUGAAGGAGGAUUUAAAAUGCCAAAAUUCAAGAUGCCCAAAUUUGGGUUUAAAGGUCCUAAAUUUGAGGUUCCCGAUGUUGAUGUGAACCUUCCAAAAGCUGACAUUGAUAUCAAAACCCCAAAAGUUAACAUUGAAAGUCCAGAUGUUGACAUUGAUGCCCCAGACAUAGAUAUUGAAGGGCCUGAUGGUAAAAUAAAGGGACUGAAAUUCAAGAUGCCAUCUAUAUCUGGACCCAAAAUCUCAAUGCCUGAUGUGGAUUUCAAUCUUAAAAGUCCAAAACUGAAAGGAGAUAUGGAUGUGUCAAUGCCAAAGGUUGAAGGUGAAAUCAAAGGUCCAAAAGUUGAUAUUGAAGGUCCAGAUUUAGAUAUUGAAGGUCCUGAAGGUGGAUUUCACAUGCCAAAAUUCAAGUUGCCUAAGUUUGGUAUCAAAGUGCCCAAGAUUGAAGGUCCUGAUGUUGAUAUGAAUCUUCCUAAAGGUGACAUUGAUAUCAAAGGGCCAAAUAUUGAUAUUGAAGGACCUGGAAAGAUUAAAAUGCCCAAAUUUGGCUUCAGAGGUCCAAAAAUUGAAGGCCCUGACUUGGAAGGACCUGACCUUGACAUUGAAGGACCAGAAGGGAAGAUCAAAGGCCCUAAGAUUAAGUUGCCAUCAAUAUCUGGGCCAGAUUUUAGUAUUCCUGAUGUGGACUUUGGCCUUAAGGGUCCCCAAAUAGAAGGCGGCAUAAAAGGACCAUCUGUCGACAUUGAAGGGCCUGAUAUGAACAUUGAAGGUGGACUGAAGAUGCCAAAGAUCAAAAUGCCAAAGUUUGGAGGAAAAGGUCCUCAGAUUGAAGGGCCAGACAUUGACAUCUCUGGUCCAAAUAUUGAAGGGGACAUCGAAGUUCCAGAUGUUGAUGUUGACGUGCCUGGAGGUAAAUUCAAAGUUCCCAAAUUCAAGAUGCCUUCUAUCACUGGUCCUCACAUGAAAAUGCCUGAAUUCAAUCUUAAAGGCCCCAAAAUAGAAGGUGGCAUAAAAGGACCAAACAUAGAUAUGGAUAUGCCAGACCUGAAUAUUGAGAGCCCUGAUCUUAACAUUGAAGGACCUGAAGGAAAUGUUAAAGGACCCAAAUUUAAAAUGCCAAAGAUAUCAGGGCCUGACAUCAAAAUGCCAGAUUUUAAUCUUAAUCUGAAAGGACCCAAAGUAGGGGGAGACAUAAAAGGGCCUAAUGUUGAUCUUGAAGCACCUGAUGUCAACAUUGAAGGUCCAGACAUUGAACUGGAAGGAGAAGGUGGAUUCAAGAUGCCAAAACUUAAAAUGCCCAAAUUUGGCUUCAGAGGUCCAAAGAUUGAAGGCCCUGAUGUUGACAUUUCAGGCGACUUGGAAGGACCUGACCUUGACAUUGAAGGACCAGAAGGGAAGAUCAAAGGCCCUAAGAUUAAGUUGCCAUCAAUAUCUGGGCCAGAUUUUAGUAUUCCUGAUGUGGACUUUGGCCUUAAGGGUCCCCAAAUAGAAGGCGGCAUAAAAGGACCAUCUGUCGACAUUGAAGGGCCUGAUAUGAACAUUGAAGGUGGACUGAAGAUGCCAAAGAUCAAAAUGCCAAAGUUUGGAGGAAAAGGUCCUCAGAUUGAAGGGCCAGACAUUGACAUCUCUGGUCCAAAUAUUGAAGGGGACAUCGAAGUUCCAGAUGUUGAUGUUGACGUGCCUGGAGGUAAAUUCAAAGUUCCCAAAUUCAAGAUGCCUUCUAUCACUGGUCCUCACAUGAAAAUGCCUGAAUUCAAUCUUAAAGGCCCCAAAAUAGAAGGUGGCAUAAAAGGACCAAACAUAGAUAUGGAUAUGCCAGACCUGAAUAUUGAGAGCCCUGAUCUUAACAUUGAAGGACCUGAAGGAAAUGUUAAAGGACCCAAAUUUAAAAUGCCAAAGAUAUCAGGGCCUGACAUCAAAAUGCCAGAUUUUAAUCUUAAUCUGAAAGGACCCAAAGUAGGGGGAGACAUAAAAGGGCCUAAUGUUGAUCUUGAAGCACCUGAUGUCAACAUUGAAGGUCCAGACAUUGAACUGGAAGGAGAAGGUGGAUUCAAGAUGCCAAAACUUAAAAUGCCCAAAUUUGGCUUCAGAGGUCCAAAGAUUGAAGGCCCUGAUGUUGACAUUUCAGGCGACUUGGAAGGACCUGACCUUGACAUUAAAGGACCAGAAGGGAAGAUCAAAGGCCCUAAGAUUAAGUUGCCAUCAAUAUCUGGGCCAGAUUUUAGUAUUCCUGAUGUGGACUUUGGCCUUAAGGGUCCCCAAAUAGAAGGCGGCAUAAAAGGACCAUCUGUCGACAUUGAAGGGCCUGAUAUGAACAUUGAAGGUGGACUGAAGAUGCCAAAGAUCAAAAUGCCAAAGUUUGGAGGAAAAGGUCCUCAGAUUGAAGGGCCAGACAUUGACAUCUCUGGUCCAAAUAUUGAAGGGGACAUCGAAGUUCCAGAUGUUGAUGUUGACGUGCCUGGAGGUAAAUUCAAAGUUCCCAAAUUCAAGAUGCCUUCUAUCACUGGUCCUCACAUGAAAAUGCCUGAAUUCAAUCUUAAAGGCCCCAAAAUAGAAGGUGGCAUAAAAGGACCAAACAUAGAUAUGGAUAUGCCAGACCUGAAUAUUGAGAGCCCUGAUCUUAACAUUGAAGGACCUGAAGGAAAUGUUAAAGGACCCAAAUUUAAAAUGCCAAAGAUAUCAGGGCCUGACAUCAAAAUGCCAGAUUUUAAUCUUAAUCUGAAAGGACCCAAAGUAGGGGGAGACAUAAAAGGGCCUAAUGUUGAUCUUGAAGCACCUGAUGUCAACAUUGAAGGUCCAGACAUUGAACUGGAAGGAGAAGGUGGAUUCAAGAUGCCAAAACUUAAAAUGCCCAAAUUUGGCUUCAGAGGUCCAAAGAUUGAAGGCCCUGAUGUUGACAUUUCAGGCGACUUGGAAGGACCUGACCUUGACAUUGAAGGACCAGAAGGGAAGAUCAAAGGCCCUAAGAUUAAGUUGCCAUCAAUAUCUGGGCCAGAUUUUAGUAUUCCUGAUGUGGACUUUGGCCUUAAGGGUCCCCAAAUAGAAGGUGGCAUCAAAGGGCCAUCUGUUGACAUUGAAGGGCCUGAUAUGAACAUUGAAGGUGGACUGAAGAUGCCAAAGAUCAAAAUGCCAAAGUUUGGAGGAAAAGGUCCUCAGAUUGAAGGGCCAGACAUUGACAUCUCUGGUCCAAAUAUUGAAGGGGACAUCGAAGUUCCAGAUCUUGACGUUGACGUGCCUGGAGGUAAAUUCAAAGUUCCCAAGUUCAAGAUGCCAUCCAUCACUGGUCCUCACAUGAAAAUGCCUGAAUUCAAUCUCAAAGGCCCCAAAAUAGAAGGUGACAUAAAAGGACCAAAUGUUGAUCUUGAAGCACCUGAUGUCAACGUUGAAGGUCCAGACCUUCAACUGAAAGGAGAAGGUGGAUUCAAGAUGCCAAAACUUAAAAUGCCAAAAUUUGGCUUCAGAGGUCCAAAAAUUGAAGGUCCUGAUGUUGACAUUUCAGGUGACUUGGAAGGACCUGACCUUGACAUUGAAGGACCAGAAGGGAAGAUCAAAGGCCCUAAGAUUAAGUUGCCAUCAAUAUCUGGGCCAGAUAUUAGUAUUCCUGAUGUGGACUUUGGCCUUAAGGGUCCCCAAAUAGAAGGUGGCAUCAAAGGGCCAUCUGUCGACUUUGAAGGGCCUGAUAUGAACAUUGAAGGUGGACUGAAGAUGCCAAAGAUCAAAAUGCCAAAGUUUGGAGGAAAAGGUCCUCAGAUUGAAGGGCCAGACAUUGACAUCUCUGGUCCAAAUAUUGAAGGGGACAUCGAAGUUCCAGAUGUUGACGUUGAGGUGCCUGGAGGUAAAUUCAAAGUUCCCAAGUUCAAGAUGCCAACUAUCACUGGUCCUCACAUGAAAAUGCCUGAAUUCAGUCUCAAAGGCCCCAAGAUAGAAGGUGACCUAAAAGGGCCAAAUGUUGAUCUUGAAGCACCUGAUGUCAACAUUGAAGGUCCAGACCUUCAACUGAAAGGAGAAGGUGGAUUCCAGAUGCCAAAAAUUAAAAUGCCGAAGUUUGGAGGAAAAGGUCCUCAGAUUGAAGGGCCAGACAUUGACAUCUCUGGUCCAAAUAUUGAAGGGGACAUCGAAGUUCCAGAUGUUGAUGUUGACGUGCCUGGAGGUAAAUUCAAAGGUCCUUCAUUCAAGAUGCCAGAAUUCAAUAUCAAAGGCCCCAAAAUAGGAGGUGGCAUAAAAGGACCAGAUAUAAAAGGACCUAAAGUAGAGGGAGAUGUAAAAGGGCCCAGUCUAGAUCUUGAAGUACCUGAUGUCAACAUUGAAGUCCCAAAGAUUGAUAUUGACAGUCCCAGUUUCAACAUUGAAAAGCCAGAGAUACAUUUCCCAAAAUUCAAAGGGCCCAAGUUUGGAAUGAAGUUUCCGAAAAUAGAAGGACCAGAAGUGGAGCUUCCUUCUGGAGAGCUUGAUCUUAAAGCACCCAGUCCUGACAUUGACCUCCAAGCUCCUGAUGUCAACCUAGAAGGUCCAGAUGCACAUAUCAAAAUGCCUAAAAUCAAGAUGCCCAGAUUCCACUUAGGUAGUAAGAGUCCUAAAGCAGAUGUCAAAUUUCCUGAAGCUGAUGUUGAUCUUGAAAGCCCUGGCAUUGAUAUUAAUCUAAAAGGGAAAAAGGGCAAGUUUAAAAUGCCUAAAAUGAAAGGGAAGGUAAAAAAGCCUGAUGUCAAUAUUGAUGCUAACUUACCUGACAUUGAUUUGGAAGUUGACUCACCUGAGCUUCAUCUGAAAGGCCCCAAAGUAAAGAAACCAUUAUUUGGGAAGCUACAUUUCCCUGAUGUUGAGUUUGAUAUAAAAUCCCCAAAGGUUAAGGGUGAUGGCUCCCUCUCUGGCACUUUAAAGACCUCUGAUAUGGAUGUACCUUCAGCUAGCCUUAAAGCAGAUAUGAAAGGUUCAGAUAUUGACUUACCAGAUGUUCAUUUGGAGGGUCCAGAUGUGAAAAUGAAAAAACCCAAAAUCAAAUUGCCCAAGGUAAAUAUUUCAGGGCCAAAACUCAAGGCCCCUGAAUUUGAUCUGAAGGGUCCACAGUUUGAUGCUCCUGAUGUGGACGCCAGCUUGGACAUGUCAGGUAUGAACAUUGAAGGUGCGAAUGUUAAAGGCAAGCUGAAGUUUGAUGGGCCUGAUGUUGAAUUUGAAGGACCUGGAGGAAAGUUGCAGGGCCCUGGCUUCAAGAUGCCUUCCUUGGAUAUUAAAGCACCAAAACUAUCUGUUCCUGAUUUAAAUUUGAAGGGACCCAAAAUCAAAGGUGACUUGGUUUCUGGGGAAAUAAAGGGACCCACAGUUGAUGUAGAGGGUCCCAGUGUAGACCUAGAAGGACCAGAGGGGAACAUUAAAGGUCCAGGAUUGAAGAUGCCAUCAUUUAACGUCAAGGCACCCAAGAUAACUGUACCAGAUAUUGACCUGAACCUUAAAGGACCCAGAGUUAAGGGAGACAUGGGUGUUUCAGGUGGAAUAAAGGGCCCCACUGCUGACCUAGGCAUAGACAUUGAUAGUCCUGAUGGAAAUAUUAAAGGUCCGUCAUUCAAGAUUCCAUCUCUUGACAUUAAUGCACCAAAGAUUACUGCACCAGGUAUCAGCUUAAAGGCACCUACAAUCAAAGGUGAUAUUGACAUAUCAGGGGAUUUGAAAGUUCCAAGCGCAGAUGUAGAGGGGCCAGAUGUAGACAUCAAUGGGCCCGAUGGAAAGAUCAAGGGUCCAAGUUUUAAGAUGCCAUCCUUUGAUAUAAAAGCACCAAAGAUCUCUCUACCUGAUGUUGAUCUCAAUCUUGAAGGACCAAAGAUAAAAGGAGAUAUGGACCUUUCUGGAGAUGCAAGUUUUGAGGGUCCAGAUAUUGGAGCUGGCAGUGGAAUAAAAAUUCCAAAGAUUGGGUUUAAAGGUCCUAAUAUUCAAGGCUCAGAUAUGGACAUGAGCCUCCCCACAGCUGAUAUUGAUGUCAAAGGGCCAAACGUUGAUAUGAAAUGUCCAGAGCUAGGAUUUGAAGGACUUGAUGGUAAGGUUGAGGGGCCCAAAUUUAGUAUGCCAUCCAUAUCUGGCCCUAAGAUCUCAUUGCCUGAUUUGGACUUCCGUGUAAAAGGCCCAAAAGUUAAGGGAGAUGUGGAUGUUGACAUUAAAGGUCCAAAAGGUGAUGUAAAGGGCCCGAGCAUAGAUAUUAAGACACCCGAACUAGAUUUGGAAGCACCAGAAUUAAAAGGGAAGAAAUCCAAGUUUAAGAUGCCUAAGUUUAGUUUUGGGAGUCCAAAGCUGGAGGGUACUGACAUUGAUGUCAACAUGAAAGGUCCACAAAUCAGUGGUGGUCUUGACACUUGUGGAGGCGAGAUAUCCGGAGAAGGGCCCACUCUGAAAGUAGGUACUCCAGAGUUGAGUCUGAAAGGACCACAAAUCACAGGUGGAGGGCUGGACAUCAAAGGGGAGGCAGGAAUGGACACAGAAAUGUCAGGUGGAAUUGAAUUCCCAGAGGGCAAGGUCACCUUUCCAAAGAUCAAAGUUCCCAAGUUUGGCAUUUCCCUGCCUCACUUGGAAGGUCCUGAGAUGGGAGUAGACAUUGGAACAGGAGGGGCAUCUGGCAUCAACAUCCAAAGCCCUUCAGCUGGCGGACAUGUCAGUACCCCGGAUCUUGAUGUGCACACCCCUGAGAUAAAGUCCAGUGGGGGUGCAAAAACCAAAGUAAAGAUGCCCAAAUUCUUUGGCAAGUCUAAAAUCAAGGGAGACAGUGCAAGUGAUCUGAGCUUUCAUGGACCAGAGGUGGAACUGUCAGGUGUAAAAAGCUCCAAAGGACUGAGUCUGAGCUCUGGAGAAUUGCUUAGUGGCAAGAUUGAAGGAGGUGCUGGAUUACAUGUGUCAUCUAAGAGCAAGUCUGCCUCACUCGAUCUGUUCAAGAAAUCAAGACAUCGUUCCUCCUCAUUGAGUGAUGAGGGAGGUCUGGCCUCCUCCUCUCCUACUGGGCACUUACAGGCUGAGGGUGGGGACGUCUCCCUGGAUACAGGGGGUAUCAAGGCCAAGGGAAAGAAGGGAAAGUUGAAGUUUGGCACUUUUGGUGGCUUUGGCUCCAAGUCCAAAGGCUCCUAUGAAGUGACAUUUGGUGAAGAGGGUGAAGCAAGAGUAGAGGGAAGUGGAGGUGUUUCUCUCCCAUCUAAGAAGUCCAGAAUCUCCUCAUCCUCCAGCAGUGAUAGUGGGACUAAAACGGGCUUCCGAUUCCCGCGUGUUGAGUUAGCGGUUUCCCCAAAGAAGUAGUGUGGCCGUUGUGUCUGAUCCUGCCCCCCCUACACCAACCCUACAAAACGUAUUCCACCCACCCAUAGCUUUCUCCUGAUCAUCAUUACCUAAGUCCCACCACUAUCAUCUCAAAUUUUUUAAAUUGGGGCAAAGAAUUCAGGCUGAUUUUCAAAACUUAUCUCCAGUACAACAUUUAGGCAAUGUUACAGAAAUAACCAGAUUGUCUUUCAAUUAACCCCCCUGCCUCACACACACAUACAUAUUUACCUUAACUAAUCACACUGGAGCAUGUUUUUUUCUUUUUUUUUUCAAAAGUCAAACUUUUAACUGUAAAUAGGACAAAUCAGUUUUGUAUUUUUGAAAACUUUUUUUGUAUAUAAUUAUAUUUUAUUGAACAUACCCAAUUUCACUUUUUUCUUCCCUCCCUACACAAUGCCUUGUAUGCAAAUAUCCAAAGUAAAAAAGGUUUCAGUUUCUGUACUUUAAAAAAUGAUAUUAGUCAUGCUAUUUUUGUAUCUUUGAAAUGUAAAAAAGAAACUAGUCCGAAGUCAAAAACAAAAGCAAUACUAUGGUUUAAAUGGUUCUUUACAAGGAUGUGUGUCUAUAUACAUGCAUAUAUAUAAAUGCAGAGCAGCAUCAUUUUUAUAUAUAAACAAAUGUUUUAUUUGCCUUUAUUUUGGAGCUUAAAUAAUGUAACCUAUGCCGCAAAAUGUAUACUUUCCAGAGAGCUACAUUUUUACAUUUUCAGUUAGAGAAACAACACCAAUGCUGGUAGUGACCAUAAUUGCAAAGAGAAUCAAUGAUGUAUGUUUGUGCAUACUACUUAACUGCUGUUAGGACUUAAGUUGCACUAGAAUACUGCCACACAUCAGGACUGCUUUAUAAAACAAUGGCUACACAACAUGGAAAACAUAUGUAUAUGAACAGAAUGGGAGAGUAAAUGCAUAGUAUAUGUUGACUUGAGGUCUAAGGCUAAAGUUAAAACUGCAAGGCAGUGUCCUAGUGUGACAUCAAGGUGGCCCCUAUGGUUAUUUGUAUAAUAUAAUAUUUUCAUGUUUUGUCUUUUGUAAUGUGUCAUGAGGAAGUAAAAUACAUAUUCAAAAUGAAUACAAAGAUUUCUAAUGUGGAUUUGAAUAGACAGUAAAUUAUAGCUCCCAUGGUGUCAAAUGUCUACUGAGGAAUCAUACAAUGUGAUGAAAUGCAGCCUUUAGAGUGUUGUGGCCUUAAAUGCAUUUACUCAGCUGUAGUCUACACAAGACUGAAAGCUGACCUGCAACUGCACAACCAUUCCCUCUAAACCAUCUGCCUUGUGGUGAAUCUCCCUUUCUCUCUCUCUCUCUCUCUCUCUCAUAGAAAGGCUGUGGUGGUUUUUUUGGUGAGGGUAGGAAAGUGUUAGUUGUGAUGCUGUGUUGUAAUGCCACUUGUAUGUAGAAUGAAUUUAUUAUGUGAUGCUGCCGCUUAAAGACAGUGCUUUCACUAAGGGAGAAACAUAUGUAAUGUUUAUUUUCCUCAUUUCUCAGUAACAACUAAUUGAUUUCUUUAAGAGUCAUUGGGAUGUAGAAAUGGUUUUGUCUUUUUUCUUUUAAAUGAUUCAGCUACAAAACAAACUACAAAUAAACCAUUUAAUUAACCUCA